Molecule: messenger RNA, 594 nt
Organism: Pyrenophora tritici-repentis Pt-1C-BFP
Lineage: Eukaryota; Fungi; Ascomycota; Dothideomycetes; Pleosporales; Pleosporaceae
Source: RefSeq, a predicted model, not a curated record
AUGAACGGCACAUCAACAAACAAUGUGUUACCGCAGGUCCUCAAUCGCAUCCCGUGGCGCUUCAUUUACAUACCUGGCCUAUAUUUAAUUCUUUGUGGCGGCCUCACCCUCUCUCACGCAUUCGAUUAUGUAUGGAUGGAUCCCUUUCCAGGCUGGGCCGUCGCCUGCUCGGACGUUUUCGCCUUUCUGUUGGGUUCCUUCCUAGUCGAAAUUGGCCUUGUCAUAUGCAUAGCCUGGUACUUCCACAAGGACGAGCAUUCUGGGCGUUCAAAGGGAGCGCAUCCGAUCUCGACGGAUGUCUUCAGAAUCACCAGCGAGGAGAGGGCCCUUCGAAGCAUUGUUCGACGCUAUCCAUGGCGCCAUGCUCGCGUGUUUGGCCUAUGUCUAGUUAUUUUCACCCUGCUCAUCAUCGCUCAUGCAAUGAGUCUGCAUCGGAUGAACCCCGAUUCAGUAGACUGGACCACUGUUCUCCCCAUCCGAUUCGGCAUCAUGCUAGGAAUCAUCCUACAAUUGGGUGGCUUCCUUAUUUGCACCGGGUGGUAUUUGUUCAAGGAUCAAAAAGAGGCUAUGAAGGAGAUCAUGAGUACAAGGUGA